GAGACGGCGCUGAGCAAGCUGCAGUGCAGCAACGUCACAAACAGAAUAAAAUUCCAAAUACACACAAUAAUUUCAAUAUAAAAAAAGUUUAUUGGUUUAUAUUUAUAUAUUAUAUACUGUGAAAAAUAUUACAAACAUCAAAUGAAUAUCAGUGAAUAUUGUGAACUCUGUUAAAUCGCAGAGUUUUUAUACACUUGUGUUAUAAAAAUAAAAAAAUAUACAAAUUUACAUACAUAAAAAAUGUCAAUUGAAUGUGAAAAAUUACGACAUUAUACAUAAUAAUAAAUAAAUAAAUACAUUUUAAUUAUUAGUUAUUUAAAAAAUUUUAAAUUUAAAUGUCAAAUAUUUUAAGGGAUGAAAAGAGAAAAAAAAGAAACAAGGAUUUAAAAAUUUUAAAAGAAAAUAAAUAAAUAAUAAAUAUAAUAAUGGUAUUAUGAGAAAAAAAAAAAAAAGUAAAUCUACUUAUUGUGAUUUAAGUAUUUUCUUAAUCAUUUAUUUAAUUUGUUAAAUAAUUUUUGAAAAUAUAUAUAUAUAUAUUUUUUUGUCAAUAAUUGUCGAUAUUCUAGAGUUACAUGUUCAGUAGUCGCAUGUCUUCAUUGUCAGACCGAGUAAGGGUGGUGACAUAUUAAUAUUUAUCAAAUAAAUAAAUAAUAAAUUAUAUUUGUUUUUUUAUUUUUUUUUUUCUAAUAAAUAAAUAAGUGAUUGGUGAAAUAAUUUUUUCAAGUGAAAUUUAUUUGUGUUGUUUAAUUAUUUAUUUAUUUAAUUAUUCAGACAAAAAUAAUAUACAUAAGUGGAAUAAUAAUUUUGUUAUUGCCUCGUUAAAAAUAAUUUAAUAUUAGUAUUAAAUAAUACAAUGUUUGUGUGUGGUGAUAUGUUGUGAGGGUAUGAGGAAUGAGGACCAAGGGGAUGAUAAUAAUUUUAGAUCAGAAAUGUUGAAAUUUGGUAGUAAAAACGAUAUAACGGUGGUGCAUCGUGCCACUAUCAGAUUACUUGAUGAUUCAGAAAUAAUUCAUUGUGAUUUUCAGCCUCAACAUAAAGGACGUUACAUACUUGAGUAUGUAUGUAAACAACUUAACAUCAUCGAGACAGAUUACUUUGGGCUUCGUUAUGUCGACCACUGCAGGCAGCGUCACUGGUUGGACCUAGCAAAAACAGCAAUUAAACAAAUAAAAGAUAUGGAUCCAAUACUAUUUACCUUUCGUGUCAAAUUUUAUCCUCCUGAUCCCUUGAGGUUGAGAGAAGAAAUAACACGAUAUCAGAUUUAUCAACAGUUAAAAAGAGAUCUAUUACAUGGUAGACUUUAUUGUAGUCCAGGUGAAGCAGCAUUACUAGCAGCUUGUAUACUUCACAAUGAAUUAGGAGAGUAUGAUCCAGAGAUACAUAUGGGUAAUUAUAUAUCAGAGCUAAAGAUACUAUUAAAACAGACUGAUACAAUUGAAGAAAAAGCCAUGGAACUUCAUCAAACACAGCUCAAAGGUUUCACUGCUGAACAAGCUGAAAUACAUUUUCUUCGUAUUGCUGCACAACUUGAUACUUAUGCGGUUGAUCCUCAUCCUGUCAAGGAUCACAAAGGAACACAAUUAUAUCUAGGAAUAAAUCAUCAUGGAAUAUUAACAUUUCAAGGAUCAAAAAAAACAAAUCAUUUUCGUUGGUCUGAAGUACAAAAAAUUAAUUACGAAGGAAAAAUGUUUAUUGUACAUUUAACUAUAACUGAGGACUUGAGGACGAAGAAAAAACAUACUGUUGGAUUUAAGUGUCCUACUGGUUCAAAUCGUCGGCAUGUAUGGAGAUGUGCUAUUGAACAAAUGCUUUUUUUCACGUAAUUUGCCAAAGCCGCUGAUGCACCAGUAGUGAGUGGUGGUUCAAUAUUUUCAUGGGGAACAACAUUUAAAUAUACAGGCAGAACAGAAAGAGAAGUGUUGGAAGAAAAUGCAGCAUCUUUAAGUUCAGGUGAGGGAUCAUCAUUACGUAGUAAAAGUGAUACACCAGUUCAACGGUGUCAAACAAGUGGAUUACGUAGAAAAGCAAGCAGUGUACCAGCAACACCAAGUACACCAAGUCAAGAUCUCAUUGAAAUUAGAUAUUCAAGUUUACCAAGAAGUUGUCACAGUGCUGGUUUAGACGGUGCUGGUAUGUCUGAAUCAGGAACAAGUGCUCCAACAUCAGGACAAUCUUAUUGUCCUGAUAACACACUACCAUCAUUGGAAACUGUAUCAGAGGACCAAGAAAUAUAUGCCAAAAGAAAUAAUGGUUAGUUAUUAUUUUUAGGACAACUUUUUAUACAAACAAACAAACAAACAUAC
Aphidius gifuensis is the source of this 2303-nucleotide messenger RNA. RefSeq names its product FERM domain-containing protein 5 (gene Frmd5). The record is from RefSeq and is a predicted model, not a curated record. Gene Ontology annotation, molecular function: cytoskeletal protein binding. Gene Ontology annotation, cellular component: cytoskeleton. The transcript has 10 exons. NCBI's taxonomy places the organism in Eukaryota, Metazoa, Arthropoda, Insecta, Hymenoptera, Braconidae.